CAGAUUUCUAAUUCUAUAUCCGCAGUCGUGUUUACAUUUUAUUUUGCAGCUGAAGUUAUUGAAUUCCCUGAAAUUAAAUACCAUGAGGAGUUAAACAUAUUUUUUCUCCAUAAAAGCGAUGUCCUCGCAAUGUUACAUCAUGAACAUGAACAGGGUUGUGUCUCAAAACGGGCAAGAAAAUAUGGACUCGAAACCAGCUCUAGCAAAAGAAAAAGUAAUGUCCUACGAGGCUAAAUCUGUUGGAUCUACGGCCUUCUUCAAAUGCGAGGCGUGUCCUUUCAUGGCAUUCGCUGAGGACGAUAUAAAGUUUCACCUAUUUACUGUGCAUCCUGAGUUGGCAAAACGUAAUGGACUAGCAGACAACAUUCAAAUCCCUUGUCCUGGAUGUACAAGCGUGUUCGACGCCGAAGAAACUCUGCGGACACAUCUUCGCAAUCACCAUAAGAUGGGUAUAAAAGAUGUUAAGAAAAUGGUAAAAAGUCUUGUACAAAUCGCUCUGAAAGAUGCUAAGUUAAAAAAGGAAAUAACUGUCAACGAACCUACCCCACCGCAGCCAGAACUAGCUGAAGUAAAAAUACCACAACUAAUAGAAAUAGUCCCUGACAUUGUGAAUGCCAAUAACAAGCAGCUACCAAAAGGUGUAGCGUUUAUUUCUGUGGAUGAACUAAACAAAAUGAGCAUGCCCAACUUUGAGAAAGUUGAUCCCAAAGAAGUCAUACAAGAAGCUAGCAUAAAUAUAGUUUAUACUAAUGAUGUCUCAACUCAAUAUGUAAAUGUCUCAAAUACAUCAACAUCUAACACCACUUGUAACCUUAUACAAAUGUCAAGUGUCACUCCAGAUUUGAUAUCCUCCAUACAUCCUCGGAUACCAACCAUAGACAAGAAUAUAUCCUCAGUAUCAUCACCACAAACUAAAGAGAGCCAAGAAGUCCAACACAUUCCUAUGAAGCCAGAUAGAGGAAGAUUGACUCCUUAUCCAAACAGAAAUGAAGCCAGAAAAGUUGAAGAGACAAUAGAAAAAAAGUAUAUAUGCUCAGUUGGUAAUUGCCACGUACACUUCAAGGAGGAAAUAAAUGUAUUAUAUCAUAGGAAGUGCCAUAAAGAUGGAGACAUCAUGUGUCCAGAAUGUUCAGAAAGAUUUGUGACGAUGGAGCAGCUGCACAUACACCUGUGGAAGCUGCACAAGAUAGAUCUGGAACUGCCUACAUGUGAGCUUUGCGGAUAUAAGACAUCCUUGAGGUACAGGCUGCGUGUACACAUGAAAUCCCAUGGGACAUACAGAGCUUAUUCAUGUACAAUGUGUCCAAAAAAGUUCAAAAACGCCAACCAGCUGUCCAAACACACGCUGUACCACCGCCGCAACGGCCCGCCAGUGGAGUGCGAAGUGUGUCACAAGCAGUGCAGCAAUGCGCGCCAACUACGCACGCACGUCGCCACCGUCCACGACAAGGUGAAGCCGUUCAAGUGCUGCGAGUGCGACUACACCGCCGCCAGGAAGGAAGAACUCAAGCUGCAUAUGAGGUCACAUACUGGCGACAAGCCCUACGCCUGUGAUCAAUGCGAGUACCGAUCCGGGGACCACAACGCGCUGCGUCGCCACAAGAAGCAACACUCCCAAGAAAAUGCUUACAAAUGCAAAUACUGCCCUUACACAGCCAUCCAGUCCACCAGAUACGCCGCACACAUGCUCUCGAAACAUCCCGAAUUGACCCCAGACGAUGUGCACUGCUGCCCAUAUUGCCCCUUCAAAUCCGUUAGCAAAGACAAAUACUCCAUACAUCUAAGCACACACAGAGAUAAAGAAAGCCGUAACUUACUACUGGAAAUGACUAAAUUGAAAGCUAAUAAACCGAGCUGGACGAUACCGAGCGAGACUUCCGAUAAACCAGAAGAAGUACAGAGUAACUCUAGCGAACAAAAUGUUGAGGGUAGUCCAAAAACUGUUAACACAAUCCCUAUAGAAGUAUAUGACUGUGACAGUUUACCUGAUACAAUGCCUCAGGAGUACCCAAAAAACUAUUGCACUAAUUCCUCAGACAAUAACCAGCAGGCGAACUUUAACCCCGAAAUUGUAACAGAUUUGAGCAAAGACGAUAAUAAUUCCGACUGCUUGAUUUCCGCAAAUUUUAAUAUACAGGAAAGGCAUCAGUACACCUCGCAACGUCCCUUGCAAAUGACCUACGACUCGUCGCAAACAAAUCUUCAUUUCCUCCCAUCAGUUUCUAUAGAUCAAAAUUUAUUGCAAAGCAGUAAUGUAAAUUCACUAGCCGUAACCCAUUCGCCAGUCAGUAACAGUAUGAGCAACAAUAUUAUGAGCAAUUUUCCUAUUCGAUUACCACCAUCGUCGAUUGCAGUACGCAACAACAUCACUUUAAGACCGGUCGAUAAAAUAUCAUUUCCCAUGACCAAAGUCAUCGGCCCAAUCAUAAAACCGAUGAUCCUUCCCGUGCCGUCUUCUAGACACUCCCCGAUCAAUAUUUCUAACGAAAUAGAUGGAGUUCCACGGAAGAAACCCAAGAUAUCGGUGAAAAGCAAUUUGAUAUUGAAAGGGCCAGAUCAGGUUAACAUGUUCCAUUCGCAACAGAAAAUGGCGUUUAAACAACUGGAGGACAACGAAAGAUACGGUCUGGGAGGUCCAGUGACUUUUAACAAUUUGAUCACAACUCAGUUCAUGCAACUGCCGCCCGAACCCGCCUUGAGUGAAUCUCCGAACACCAUAAUGGCGUACCCGCAAGAUUCUGCAACAACUCCUGUAGACAACGAAAUCAACGACAACCCUCAAAUAUUCUCAUUCAACCAGCAAAUGAAUGUGACGGCCAUGACGAUGCUUCCGCCGCCCCAGAAGAUACAAACUAAUGAUCCAAGCUACAUCAAACUCGAGACUACUAUCAAACAGAACACGCAAUCUCCAAGCUUAGAACGAAUGUGUAACGCGAAUUUACUGAACAACCAAGCUAUUAGUAGAGAAUACAAAGCGUCACCUCCUUUAGAGGAUAUUCACAAAAAUAUGAAUGAAAUUAAAAAUGAAGUAAAAUCCGACGCGUUUUACACGAUGGCACUAAACAACACUGCCGCCAAUCCACCUUUGAUAGACCAGUAUAUGAUAGACAAUAUCAUACCGGAACAAUACCCCGCACAUUUGGACCUAUCCAGCGUGGUUCUGCCAGAAGAACCGGACCAGCAAAAUGAUGUUAUAGAAAUCGAUGACAAUUCGGACGACAACAAAUUAUUGCCACGAUUCGAUAUGAAUUUUUCUCUCGAAUCAUUGUGUUUGAUGCACAACGACUUUCACUUCCUUGAAAACGACAUCCCAGCGAAUAAUAUUCCCACCGAAUUACCUGUCAAUGAAAUGAACAGAAUGGUAACCGAAGUGCCUGUAAUAAACCAGAAGGAUAAUUUAGAUGUAGUGCCAGUAGAUAGCAACGACUGCCAAAAUUACAUCCAGGGCAAAAAGGACCCUAUGAUGAACACGUCUGUGAGGCCGUCAACUAAUAAAAUAAACGUCAAAAAUAUUGAAUUAAUGAAGAAUUGAUUUGUUGAAAUUGUUAUUUUAAUUAGUUAUGUAGAUACAAUUGUAAAUUAAUAGAUAUA
Molecule: messenger RNA, 3591 nt
Organism: Maniola jurtina (meadow brown)
Lineage: Eukaryota; Metazoa; Arthropoda; Insecta; Lepidoptera; Nymphalidae
Exons: 4
Coding region: 119-3532 (1137 amino acids)
Biological process (GO): regulation of transcription by RNA polymerase II
Cellular component (GO): nucleus
Molecular function (GO): DNA-binding transcription factor activity, RNA polymerase II-specific; RNA polymerase II transcription regulatory region sequence-specific DNA binding
Source: RefSeq, a predicted model, not a curated record